Molecule: messenger RNA, 4737 nt
Organism: Gracilinanus agilis (Agile Gracile Mouse Opossum)
Lineage: Eukaryota; Metazoa; Chordata; Mammalia; Didelphimorphia; Didelphidae
Gene: NFAT5
Product: nuclear factor of activated T cells 5
Exons: 15
Coding region: 1-4659 (1552 amino acids)
Biological process (GO): calcineurin-NFAT signaling cascade; regulation of transcription by RNA polymerase II; cytokine production
Cellular component (GO): transcription regulator complex
Molecular function (GO): RNA polymerase II cis-regulatory region sequence-specific DNA binding; transcription factor binding; DNA-binding transcription factor activity, RNA polymerase II-specific
Source: RefSeq, a predicted model, not a curated record
AUGCCCUCGGACUUCAUCUCAUUGCUCAGCGCCGACCUCGACCUGGAAUCGCCCAAGUCCCUGUACUCUCGAGAUCCUCUCAAGUCACACCCACCACAGAAUUUUCCUAGGGCUGGACUGCUAGCAGAGUCUGUCUAUGAUCUUCUCCCAAAGGAGUUACAGUUACCUCCAUCUAGAGAAACAUCUGUAGCAUCCAUGAGUCAGACAAGUGGCGGUGAGGCAGGCUCGCCUCCUCCAGCUGUAGUUGCUGCUGAUGCUUCUUCAGCUCCCUCCUCUUCCUCCAUGGGCGGUGCUUGCAGCUCCUUUACCACCUCUUCCAGCCCUACCAUUUAUUCUACCUCAGUCACCGACAGCAAGGCUAUGCAAGUGGAGAGCUGCUCCUCAGCCGUGGGGGUAAGUAACCGAGGGGUAAGUGAAAAGCAGUUAACCGGUAACACAGUCCAGCAGCAUCCGCCAACACCGAAGCGGCACACAGUCCUGUACAUCUCGCCGCCACCUGAGGACUUGCUGGAUAACAGCCGGAUGUCCUGCCAGGAUGAGGGCUGUGGACUGGAAUCUGAGCAGAGCUGCAGUAUGUGGAUAGAGGAUUCUCCCUCCAACUUCAGUAACAUGAGCACCAGCUCCUACAAUGAUAACACGGAGGUACCACGAAAAUCACGAAAACGAAAUCCAAAGCAGAGGCCGGGGGUCAAACGGCGAGAUUGUGAAGAAUCCAACAUGGAUAUAUUUGAUGCUGACAGUGCCAAAGCACCUCACUAUGUGCUUUCCCAGCUUACCACGGACAGCAAAGGCAACUCAAAAGCAGGAAAUGGAACAUUGGAAAAUCAGAAAGGAGCUGGAGCAAAGAAGAGUCCUAUGUUGUGCGGACAGUAUCCUGUUAAAAGUGAGGGAAAGGAACUGAAGAUAGUAGUUCAACCUGAGACCCAACACAGAGCUAGAUAUCUGACUGAGGGCAGCCGAGGUUCUGUGAAAGAUAGGACACAACAAGGCUUUCCUACCGUAAAGCUUGAAGGACACAAUGAGCCUGUAGUGUUACAAGUGUUUGUGGGUAAUGACUCUGGUCGAGUGAAACCACAUGGAUUUUAUCAGGCCUGUAGAGUAACAGGUAGAAAUACAACUCCUUGCAAAGAAGUUGAUAUUGAAGGUACUACAGUUAUAGAAGUUGGCCUUGAUCCCAGCAACAACAUGACACUGGCGGUGGACUGUGUAGGGAUCUUGAAGCUCAGAAAUGCUGAUGUUGAAGCUAGAAUAGGAAUUGCAGGUUCUAAGAAAAAAAGCACUCGGGCCAGAUUGGUUUUUCGAGUUAACAUCACGCGGAAAGAUGGCUCAACUUUAACACUACAAACACCUUCCUCUCCAAUUCUAUGUACUCAGCCAGCAGGAGUACCAGAGAUCUUAAAGAAAAGCCUUCAUAGUUGUUCAGUAAAAGGAGAGGAAGAAGUCUUUCUAAUUGGCAAAAAUUUUCUGAAAGGAACUAAAGUUAUCUUCCAAGAGAAUGUUUCUGAUGAAAACUCUUGGAAGUCAGAAGCUGAAAUAGACAUGGAAUUAUUUCAUCAGAAUCAUCUUAUUGUGAAGGUGCCUCCAUAUCAUGACCAAUAUAUAACCUUGCCUGUGUCUGUGGGGAUAUAUGUAGUGACCAAUGCUGGAAGAUCCCAUGAUGUUCAGCCAUUCACCUACACUCCAGAUACAGCUAAUGCUCUGAAUGUAAAUGUGAAGAAGGAAAUGUCCAGCCCAGCACGACCUUGUUCUUUUGAAGAGGCUAUCAAAGUAAUGAAAGCUACUAGUUGUAAUCUAGAUAAGGUAAAUAUUCUUCCUAGUGCCUUGAUCACUCCACUAAUGUCAAGCAGUAUGAUUAAGAAUGAAGAUGUUACUCCAAUGGAAGUAACAGCAGAAAAGAGAUCUUCUCCUGUCUUUAAAACAACUAAGGCAGUUGGAUCAACUCAGCAAACAUUAGAAAAUAUCUCCAACAUAUCAGGAAGUGGAUCUUUUUCAUCUUCUUCCCAUUUACCUCCUGAAAAUGAAAAGCAGCAGCCAAUUCAGUCUAAAGUGUACAACCCAGAAGGUCUGACCACUCUGCAGACACAGGACAUUUCACAACCAGGGACCUUUCCAGCAGGUCCUGCUGCCAACCAGUUGUCCAGCAGCGAUGCAUUAUUGCAACAAGCAAACCAGUUUCAGGGCAGAGAGCCCCAGUCUAGGGAAGUUCUGCAGGCUGAGGGUGGUGUGGUGAAUUUGUCCCAGUUGACUGAGGCACCACAGCAGCCACAGCCAUCACCCCUGCAAGAACAAGCGCAGACCCUACAGCAGCAGAUUUCUUCCAACAUUUUCUCACCACAAAACAGUGUGAGUCAACUACAAAAUACCAUCCAACAAUUACAAGCUGGAAGUUUUACAGCCGGUACUGCCAGUGGCAGCAGUGGAAACGUGGAUCUGGUCCAGCAAGUCCUUGAGGCCCAGCAGCAGUUAUCUUCGGUUUUGUUUUCUGCUUCAGAUGGCAAUGAGAAUGUCCAAGAACAGCUCAGUGCUGACAUUUUUCAACAGGUUAGUCAAAUUCAAAACAGUGUAAGCCCUGGAAUAUUUUCUUCAACAGAACCAGCUGUCCAUGCCAGGCCAGAAAAUUUAAUGACUGGAAGAGCUGAGAAUGUUCAUCCCCAAGCUGAAGGUACAUUAUCCAAUCAGCAGCAGCAACAACAGCAGCAGCAGCAAGCAAUGGAAUCAUCAGCUGCUAUGGUGAUGGAAAUGCAGCAGAGUAUCUGCCAGGCAGCUGCCCAAAUGCAGUCUGAGUUAUUCUCUUCAUCUGCCUCUGCAAAUGGAAACCUCCAGCAAUCUCCAGUUUAUCAGCAAGCCUCCCAUAUGAUGAGUGCAUUAUCUACCAGUGAGGACAUGCAGAUGCAGUGUGAACUUUUCUCUUCUCCUGCUGUUUCUGGGAAUGAAACUUCUACUACUACCACACAGCAGGUAGCAACCCCUGGCCCUACCAUGUUUCAAACUUCAAAUUCAACAGAUGGAGAAGAAACUGGAGGACAAGUAAAACAGAUACAGAACAAUGUAUUUCAGACCAUGGUACAAAUGCAGCGCAGUGGAGAAAAUCCACCUCAAGUUAACCUUUUUUCGUCUACAAAAAAUAUGAUGGCUGUUCAGAAUAGUGGUACUCCACCACAGGGCAAUGGUCUGUUCCAGCAAAGUAAUGAGAUACUGUCUCUUCAGUCUGGAAGCUUUAUACAGCAGCCUUCUCAUUCACAAGCUCAGCUUUUUCACCCACAAAAUUCUAUUGGUGAGGCCCAGAAUAUACCCCAGGAAACCCAAGGUUCUCUUUUUCACAGUCCCAGUCCCAUUGUCCACAAUCAGACCUCCACGUCAUCCUCUGAGCAGUUGCAGCCUUCAAUGUUCCAUUCCCAGGGUACCAUGGCUGUACUACAAGGAUCUUCUGUUCCUCAAGACCAGCAGCCAACUAACAUGUUCCUUUCUCAGAGUUCUAUAAAUACACUUCAGAAUAACACAGUGUCUCAAGAAGAACAAAUCUCAUUUUUUACAACACAGAACUCAAUUUCUCCACUUCAGCCAGCACCAAACACUGAGCAACAAACUGCUUUUCAGCAGCAGACACAGAUAUCCCAUAUUCAGACACCUAUGCUUUCCCAAGAACAGGCACAGCCUCCUCAGCAAGGCCUUUUUCAGCCUCCAGUAUCAUUAGGUGCUCUCCCACCAAAUUCAAUGGCCCAGAACCAACAAGGGACAAUCUUCCAAUCACAGCAUCCAAUAGUUGCCAUACAAAGUAGUGCUUCAUCCCAAGAGCAGCAGCAGCAGCAACAACAGCAGCAGCAACAGCAGCAGCAACAGCAGCAGCAACAGCAGCAGCAGAAUAUUUUGUUCAGUAAUCAGAAUACCAUGGCCACAAUGGCAUCACAGAAGCAACCACCACCAAAUAUGAUAUUCAAUCCAAAUCAAAAUCCACUAGCCAGCCAAGAACAGCAGAACCAGUCUAUGUUUCACCCACAAAAUAAUAUGGCAACAAUGAAUCAAGAACAACAGCCAAUGCAGUUUCAGAACCAAAACACAGUUUCUUCCCUUCAGACCCCAGGAUCCGCCCAGGCUGAACCACCUCAGCCAUCUUUGUUCCAUGCCUCUCCCCAGAUUCAAUUGGUCCAAGGAUCACCUAGUUCACAAGAGCAGCAAGUAACACUCUUCAUCUCUUCAGCUUCCAUGUCUGCCUUGCAGACCAGUAUGAACCAACAAGACUUGCAACAGCCUCCACUCUAUUCUCCUCAGAAUAACAUGUCAGGAAUCCAGGGAGCUGCAGCUUCACCUCCACAGCAGACCAGUUUAUUUCACAACACAGCAGGAAGUACAAUGAACCAACUGCAGAAUUCUCCUGGUUCAUCUCAACAAACUUCAGGAAUGUUCUUAUUUGGCAUCCAAAAUAACUGUGGCCAGCUUUUAACCUCUGGACCAGCAACAUUGCCAGAUCAGCUAAUGGCUAUAAGUCAGCCAAAUCAACCUCAAAGUGAGGGUCAGCCACCUGUGACAACACUUCUGUCUCAACAAAUGCCAGAGAAUUCAUCCCUAGCACCAUCUAUAAACCCCAACCAGAACAUUGAAAAGAUUGAUUUGCUUGUUUCAUUGCAAAACCAGGGGAACAACUUGACUGGCUCAUUUUAACUGCAUACGAAAAUUCUGUGGAAGAAAAUGCAGUUUCAGGAUGCCCUUGGAGUUUAUGUCUACAUUUGUAUUAAAGAA